Dovyalis caffra is the source of this 2409-nucleotide messenger RNA. Lineage: Eukaryota; Viridiplantae; Streptophyta; Magnoliopsida; Malpighiales; Salicaceae. The record is from the annotation of a GenBank genome assembly.
AUGCCUCUGCUCUAUGCCAAACCUACUUCCGUCCUCCUUCCUCUCCCAAUUCGAAAACGCACACAACCCAUUCCUCUACCUUCCACCAAAACCCCACAAAAUCCAUCACCUCAACAUCAAAACAAACACCUGAAGUAUCCAUCUUUCACUCCUAAUAACCAACCCUCUCUUGAUCAAACCAAGCAACUCCAUGCCCACAUAAUCAAAACCCACUUCAAUCACACCCAACAAGCUCCUUUUAACCACUUUGAACUGCACUUAAGCCCUGAAGCCCAAUACAACUUCCUCAUAACAUCAUACAUUAAAAACAACCAGCCAAGAUAUGCACUAAACAUCUAUACUUACAUGAGAAAACUAGACAUAGAAGUGGACAGUUUUAUCAUCCCAUCAGUUCUUAAAGCUUGCAGUCAAAUCUCAAUGGCCCAGGUGGGGAAAGAGAUUCAUGGUUUUGCAGUUAAGAAUGGGUUGGUUAAUGAUGUUUAUGUAGUCAAUGCAAUGAUGCAAAUGUACACUGAAUGUGGUAGUUUAGUAACGGCGCGGCUACUGUUUGAUAAAAUGAGUGAGAGAGAUGCUGUUUCUUGGAGUACGAUGAUUAGAAGUUACAGUAGAAACAGAUUGUUCAAUGAGGGGUUGAAAUUUAUUGAAAAUAUGCAUUUUUUGAAUGUUAAGCCUAGUGAGGUUGCUAUGAUUAGCAUGGCUAGUCUAUUUGCUGACCUUGAGAAUGUUGAAAUGGGGAAAGCAAUGCAUGGUUAUGUUACAAGGAAUAGCAAUAAUGAGAAAAUGGUUGUGCCAUUGACUACUUGUUUGAUUGAUAUGUAUGCAAAGUGUGGAAAUUUAGAUGCUGCAAGAACACUUUUUGAUGGUUUUAGUCAAAAAACCGUUGUUUCUUGGACUGCCAUGGUUGCUGGCUACAUUAGGUACAAUAAUUUGGAAGAGGCUGAAAGAUUAUUUGCUGAAAUGAUUGAACGAAAUGUGUUUCCUAAUGAUAUUACCAUGUUGAGUUUGAUUAUUCCAUGUGGGUUUGUAGGGGCUGUACAAUUGGGCAGGCGGCUACAUGCCUACAUUUUAAGAAACGGGUUUGGAAAGUCUUUGGCUUUAGCCACUGCUUUGGUUGAUAUGUAUGGAAAAUGUGGGGAGAUAAGAAGUGCAAGAGCUCUAUUUGAUAAAAUCGAGAACAAAGAUGUUAUGACUUGGACGGCUAUGAUUUCGGCUUAUGCGCAAGCUAAUUGUAUAGAUCACGCUUUUGAAAUAUUUGUCCAAAUGAGGGAUAGCAGAGUGAGAUCAAAUGAAUUGACAAUGGUCAGCCUGCUUUCGUUAUGUGCAGAAAAUGGAGCCCUUGACAUGGGCAAGUGGUUUCAUGCUUACAUAGACAAGCAAGGUAUUGAAGUAGAUUUGAUACUGAAAACUGCUUUAAUAGACAUGUAUGCCAAGUGUGGGGAUAUUGAUGGGGCUCAGAGGCUGUUCAGCGAAGCCAUAGAUCGAGACAUUUGCACGUGGAAUGCAAUGAUGGCUGGAUACGGGAUGCAUGGAUAUGGUGAGGAAGCUUUGAAACUAUUCACAGAGAUGGAGAGACUGGGUGUAAAACCCAAUGACAUCACAUUUAUAGGAGCCCUGCAUGCUUGCAGUCAUGCUGGUUUGGUGAUGGAAGGAAAAGGACUUUUUGAGAAAAUGAUCCAUGACUUUGGCUUGGUUCCAAAGGUUGAGCAUUAUGGGUGUAUGGUGGAUCUGCUUGGUCGAGCCGGACUGCUUGAUGAGGCAUAUAAGGUGAUUGAAAGCAUGCCCGUGAGACCUAAUGUUGCAAUCUGGGGUGCUCUGCUUGCUGCUUCCAAGCUUCAUAAAAAUCCUAACAUGGGGGAAUUGGCAGCGAGAGAGCUUCUUGCACUGGAACCUCAAAAUUGUAGUUACAAAGUUCUUAUGUCAAACAUAUAUGCUGCAGCAAACAGAUGGAAUGAUGUUGCAGGCCUGAGAAAAGCUGUGAAGGACACAGGAAUCAGAAAGGAACCGGGACUGAGCUCAAUCGAAGUAACUGGUUUGGUUCACGAUUUUAAAAUGGGAGAUACAGCACACCCACUGAUUGAAAAAAUCAGUGAGAUGCUAGCUGAGAUGAGCCAGAAACUAAAAGAUGCUGGCUACUUGCCAGACACAUCUGUAGUCUUGCACAAUAUUGACGAGGAAGAGAAAGAAACUGCACUUAACUACCACAGUGAAAAGUUAGCGAUGGCUUUUGGCCUUAUUAGUACCGCUCCAGGGACUCCUAUUCGAGUUGUCAAAAAUCUCCGAAUUUGUGAUGACUGUCACACAGCAACCAAGCUGUUGUCUAAGAUCUACGAAAGGGUAAUUAUAGUCAGGGACCGUAACCGUUUUCACCACUUUAGAGAAGGAUCUUGUUCUUGUGGUGAUUAUUGGUAG